Molecule: messenger RNA, 648 nt
Organism: Aspergillus homomorphus CBS 101889
Lineage: Eukaryota; Fungi; Ascomycota; Eurotiomycetes; Eurotiales; Aspergillaceae
Product: WD40 repeat domain-containing protein
Exons: 2
Coding region: 1-648 (215 amino acids)
Molecular function (GO): protein binding
Source: RefSeq, a predicted model, not a curated record
AUGGUCGAUGGACAGAUAAUGCGAGUUUGGGACGUUUCAUCUGGCGUUUGUAGCCAGCAGCUGGCUUGCGAUGGGCUCGUGACCUAUGUGGUUUCGAAAAGCUCGUCCAUCCUGGCUUCAACGUCAUGGGGUGGAUCUAUUCAAGUAUGGGAUACCUGCAAACGCCGGUGCUUUCUCAGACAGCACAUAAACGACCAGCCCUCCUUGAAAAGCUUUUCCUUUUCCAAAGAUGGAACCACCUCGGCAGUGAUCUUCAAUAUCAAAGACCUCCAAGUUCGAAUUUCGACUACCGGUGGUGUUAUUCCAACUUUGACCGUGCCGGUGCAUCCGAAGGCUAAAUUGAAAGGUAACAGCCAACCGCUGGAUAUUUCGGAAGAUGGAAAGUUCAUUGUGUUGGCGUCGUAUGGCGAAAUUCAAGUCUCGGACAUUGAGACAGGACGCUGCGUUUACACGAUACUAAGCCUCAUCCUACCCGCUGCUAGUCACCACCAUCAUCUGCAUCCUAAAUGCUGGUGUGGAAAACAGGGCUUCCCGUCCGCUCAGCCGUACUUAAGCCACCUAUUGAACGCGGCCGAGUGGAAUAUGAGCCCUUUCUCAGUCGCUGCUUUAUGGGUGAGCAACGCUAAGACGAAGGGUGAGUGCGGGUGA